UCUCCCAGCUGGUUGUUUCCAUCUGCUUCUGGAAGUGAAGGUUAAAGAGGAGGAGAGAAUGGCGAUGAAUGGCGAUGGUAGAAGCGAAGAGGAUAUGGAGGGAGAUGCGAAGAAGAAGAGGACGUCGACGAAGUUUGAGGUGUUAAUGUGUGGCUAUCUCCCCGGAGUUGUAUCGCAGAAGCCGCCUUUGGUUUCUCCGGUGGCCGUGGCGUCGCCGGAGAGCGGCAUCGAUGGAGAUUCGUGGAAGGAUGUUUGCGGUGGCGGUUGCGGAUUCGCCAUCGCCAUUGCAGAAUCUGGAAAACUCAUAACAUGGGGUUCAGCAGAUGAUCAAGGUCAAAGCUACUUGACAUCAGGAAAGCAUGGGGAAACUCCAGAGCCAUUUCAACUUCCGACUGAGACUCCAAUAGUGAAGGCAUCAGCAGGUUGGGCACAUUGUGUUUCUCUUACAGAAAAAAGUGAGGUAUACACUUGGGGAUGGAAGGAGUGUGUGCCCUCAGCGAAAAUAACUCGUUUGACCUUGGAAGGAGGAGCAGAAGGAGACACUUCAGGGAAACAAAGCUCUGCCUUGUUUGAACAAGCGUUGACUGUUGCAGAGAGCCCACGCUCUCAAGGCUCCAAAUCAGCUGGUGUAUCAGUGUUGCACCUUGAUAAUAAGAAAACUGGAGAAGAAACUCCAAAGCGAAGAAAAGUUUCACCUUUUAAACAAGAAAUUGAAAGUCCGCCACCUGCAGAUGAGUCUCUUUCUGCUCCACCUUGUCUGGUAGCACUGGAUCCAGGUAUCAAGAUCACUUCUGUUGCUGCUGGUGGCCGCCACACUUUAGCACUUUCAGAUGUGGGACAGGUAUGGGGUUGGGGCUAUGGAGGUGAAGGGCAACUUGGUUUGGGCUCUCGGAUAAAAAUUGUGGCUUCUCCUCAUCUUAUACCCUGUAUUGAGCCAGCUACCUGUGGGAAAGAGAGGACUUCUGGGAUCACUUCAGGAGAGGUGUAUUCAGGAACUCCAGCACCUAAUGUUUUGGGAAGUUACAUCAAGGGCAUUGCAUGUGGAGGUCGGCACAGUGCAGUAAUAACAGAUGGCGGCGCACUCCUUACUUUUGGAUGGGGUAUGUAUGGACAGUGUGGACAAGGGAACACAAAUGAUGUGCUGAGACCAACUUGUGUGCCUUCUCUUUUGAGCACUCGAGUUGAAGAUGUUGCUGCUGGAUUGUGGCAUACAUUAUGCAUAUGUGCUGAUGGUCGUGUGCAUGCCUUUGGUGGAAAUCAGUUUGGGCAGCUAGGUUUGGGUACAGGGACUGACCAGUCUGAGGUAACACCUAGGCUCGUUGAUGCUACCAUUUUGGAAAGUAAGAAUGCCAAAAGAAUAUCUUGUGGAGCUCGUCAUAGCACUGUAAUGACAGAAGAUGCCAAAGUAUAUUCCUGGGGAUGGAACAAGUAUGGUCAGCUAGGUUUAGGCGAUACAAUUGACAGAAACAUCCCAGCUCAAGUUCCAUUGGAAGAUUAUACCCCCAAAAACAUUGCUUGUGGGUGGUGGCACACACUCUUGCUUGCUGAAACCCUUCGAUAAGCAUUCUUCAAAGUUUGGAUUUUUCCUUUUUCUGGUUGGCCAAGUGGUGAAUGGUACACAGGCGCCAAAAGGGCAAAAGAUGUCAGAACGCGAUGGUGGGCGAGUUGGGGGAGACAAUUUUGUUAGGGGCUGUAGUUCUCAUGACUGGUGUACACUGUAUAUUUAAUGCGCCACUUGGCCUGAUCCAUGCCAUUCAUUUCGAAUAUUUGGAUUCAUGUAUGGGUUGUUUCAGAUCGAUCAGCUAUAGUGUGUAUCACACUGCGUACGUGAUUGAGACUCGUUUCCUUUUCCUCUCUUUUAAUUCUUUUCGUUCCUUUA
Messenger RNA from Ipomoea nil (Japanese morning glory), 1879 nucleotides. Its product is annotated as ultraviolet-B receptor UVR8-like. The coding region runs from base 59 to 1561 and encodes 500 amino acids. Lineage: Eukaryota; Viridiplantae; Streptophyta; Magnoliopsida; Solanales; Convolvulaceae. The transcript has 11 exons. The record is from RefSeq and is a predicted model, not a curated record.